Molecule: messenger RNA, 1213 nt
Organism: Suillus paluster
Lineage: Eukaryota; Fungi; Basidiomycota; Agaricomycetes; Boletales; Suillaceae
Product: AOX, alternative oxidase mitochondrial precursor
Exons: 9
Coding region: 57-1181 (374 amino acids)
Biological process (GO): alternative respiration
Cellular component (GO): mitochondrion
Molecular function (GO): alternative oxidase activity
Source: RefSeq, a predicted model, not a curated record
UACGAUGACUGUACAAUAUCGUUCUUGUUCUUAAACGAUCUGACGCUCUACCAUCUAUGUCAAGCAUGUUUAGGAGUGCCCUUAUUUUCGCUGGCCCUGUCUCUGUUUGCCGCGUUGGAAUCCUUCGCGCUGGAUCUAGCCGAGCCCCUGAAUUAGGCACUACGUUCGCCAGACGCGCGCUCAUUCAUACCGGUCAGCCAAACAACAACUCAUUGAUAGGGAAACGAAUCAAUGAAGAGUCGACUACUGGAACGGAGGGUUUCCAUCUCAAGGAUUCAGUCGCAUCUAAGCAGGGUCUAACCACUCCUGAUGCGGUUAGGACGUUGCCUACUAUCGUCCGAGGCGAUUGGGUACUGUUCCACCCUGUGUACUCUCAGGAAGAAAUCAAGGCUGUCGAGGUGCUCCAAAGGGAAGCGAAGACUAUAUCAGACAAAAUUGCAUGCAACCUUGUCAAGCUCACGAGAUGGGGAUUUGACCUAGUGUCUGGUUACAAGCACAAGCCAAUCCCCGCUGAUAGCAAGAUGUCGCUCGAAGAACUUAGGAAGGGCGGAUAUAUCUUGGACGAGAAGGCGUGGUUGAGUCGCAUUCUUUUCUUGGAGACAGUUGCUGGAGUGCCGGGAAUGGUCGCGGCUACGCUCCGUCACCUCACCAGCUUGCGUCUGAUGCGCCGAGACUCUGGUUGGAUACAUACUUUGCUGGAGGAAGCCGAAAAUGAAAGAAUGCAUCUAAUGACAUUUAUGACCUUGCGAAAACCUUCGUUAUUUUUCCGAGCCAUGGUUUUAGGGGCGCAGGGCGUGUUCUAUAACUUAUUUUUCCUAUCCUACAUAAUAUCGCCGCGCACAUGUCACCGAUUUGUUGCGCACUUGGAGGAAGAGGCCGUCUUGACUUAUACUCGAUGCAUCCAGGAAAUGGAAUCAGGACGUCUACCUGAAUGGAACAAUAUGCCCGCCCCGGAAAUUGCAAAAGACUAUUGGCGUCUAGAACCUGACGCCAAACUACUUGAUGUCAUUUACGCUGUGCGGUCUGAUGAGUCCACGCAUCGUUUCGUGAACCACAGUCUUGCCAACCUGAACCCCGAGACUGACGUAAACCCUUUUGCUCUCCGGGAACCAGACAUGCUUGUCAAAGGGCGCAAGCUUGGGUACGUAAAUUAUACAACUUCUUAUUGCCCUCUCAUCUGAUGUUGAACAGAUUCUCGAGGGAGGAAGCCGAA